AAUCUAUCAAUAGUACUAUCCGGGGCAACUUUUUUUUUUUUACAUCUAUUCGUGCGGAGCUACCUAUUAGAGACGUCCAGAUACACCUACCUAGGUACAUACACAGCUGCAACUUUACUAAUUGCCCUGCCGAAUCGAUGGCACGUCAACGUAUCGUGUCGGGGGCGGCGGGUGCUGCGCAAAAGCCGCCCGCGCAGCUGAAGUUAGUCCGAAAACGCGACCACGAUGAGGUGGAUCCAGCCACAUUGGACCAGCAAGCCAAAUCGUCGAAGAGGUCCAAGAGCGACGAGGGCAUGCUCAAUCAGCUUCGAGAGCAGGUCAAGAACGAUCAAAGCGAAUUCAAACAGAUGAUUCAGAAGAGAUCGGAUCAGGUUGACCAGGAAGACAAGCGUCGCCGUGAUGACAUGGUCUCCAUGCUAGGAAAAGCUCUGAAUACAUCUGACCGGCCAUCUUUGCACGCCACUACAACUUCUCGCUCCCCCAAAUUCUUCACGAACCCACUCUUCACAUCCGCCUCCAAGUUGAGCGAUAGUUGCGAAAACCUGCUCUCUCAAUACGAGUUUCUCGAAACCACGGUGAAGCAAAUGACAAACGAGCAGACGAAGUCAGUCACAGCAGUUUGGGUAAAGGAGGUCGAGGAUAUGGAGAGAUUGCUGGGGCUUGGGCACAAGAAGGCUGUGAGAGACAUAAAGAGGGCCCUUGGUAUUGAGUCGGAAGCAAUCAAAGAUGGGGCCUCAAACAUCAGCGAGUUCCAGAGGAACGUGGAACAUGACUUUGCACUCCAAAAAAGCCUGAGAUAUGCAGAGAGAGGGGUGCGAAGAAUGGUGAAAAGUCUUCCGAGGGAUGGGAUAGAGGAGGCGGACUGA
Messenger RNA from Periconia digitata, 866 nucleotides. The record is from the annotation of a GenBank genome assembly. Lineage: Eukaryota; Fungi; Ascomycota; Dothideomycetes; Pleosporales; Periconiaceae.